UGUAUCCUAGUAUGGGUCAUCGAGUCAAUUAGAAACUCAGGCGCUUGGAAAAAGGGCAAAAAGAGGCCAACUUCCUUUAUCGCAACCAAGGAAAGAAGAUCACGGGUGAGAACAUCUCAGGCUGCAAAGAGAUCAUGGGCUAUGCAGCAGUUUAUGACCGUAAUCUCAAACAAGCAAAGCACGAGAGAAGCAAAAGGUGUCACAGUCCACUUCGCAUCCCUUCAUAUCCAAGCCCGCAAUAGUGAUCAUGAAGCUAAUUGUUCUUUCCCCUCUUUCUAUUGUUCUCUACUC
Linum tenue is the source of this 291-nucleotide messenger RNA. The record is from the annotation of a GenBank genome assembly. NCBI's taxonomy places the organism in Eukaryota, Viridiplantae, Streptophyta, Magnoliopsida, Malpighiales, Linaceae.